AUGAUCCCAUCCCACGACAUCGACCGAGUAUUAGGCCAUGCCCUACCACAUAUCCAACAACAUGUCGACAGACAGCGUCAAGCGCAAAGCGGCCGAGCACCAUUCAUCCUAGCCCUCACCGGCCUGCAAGGCAGCGGUAAAACCACCUGGACGACAGAGCUAGUGCGUCUGUUAAACGACAAGUACAAUUUCCGAACCAUCAAUGUUUCCCUCGACGAUUUCUACCUCCCCCACGAUGGGCUAGUGAGAGUCCGCGAAGAAAACGCAGACAAUAAGCUCCUCCAAAUGCGCGGACAGCCCGGGACUCACGAUACCGUUCUGGCACGAGAAUUCCUCGACAGCCUAUCUCGACCAACAGACGCACCCUCAGAAAUUCUCAUCCCCGCAUUUGAUAAGAGUCAAUUCCACGGCGAAGGCGAUCGCGUACCUAGAGAGAGCUGGGAGCGCGUCCACGUUUCUCAGUCCUCUGGCAUUGACGUGCUGGUGCUGGAAGGAUGGUGCGUCGGGUUCCAGCCCCUGGACGAAGCCACUGUCGAGAGGAAGUGGGAAGAAGCGAGACAACAUCAGCCUGCAGGGGAAGAGGAUGCACGGUUGUCGACGAGGACAUUGCGGGAUCAUCCACUUUCAAGUCAUCUCCAGAUCAAUGAGAAUCUGAAAGCUUAUUGUGACUUGUUUCUGGGUCCUCGCCAUCUGGACUUUCUCCUUCACCUGGAUACAGAUGAUUUGGCAAAUGUCUAUCGCUGGAGGUUGCAACAGGAACAUGCCCUGCUUCAGGCCAAGAAUGAAGGAAUGACCGAUGAUGAGGUGCUGGCUUUUGUGAAGGGUUAUAUGCCGGCAUAUGAGCUGUAUCUGGACUCCGUGCGGACGGGGAUUUUCAAGUCUCUGUUGGCGGAGGAGCAGGCGCGCAAGGGGCAGCUGCGGGUGAUUCUAGAUAGUGAGAGGAGGAUCGUUGAUGUGGUAACGUACGCAUAG
This is a messenger RNA of Aspergillus sclerotioniger CBS 115572, 972 nucleotides long. Its product is annotated as D-glycerate 3-kinase-like protein. The transcript has a single exon. The coding region runs from base 1 to 972 and encodes 323 amino acids. Gene Ontology annotation, cellular component: cytoplasm. NCBI's taxonomy places the organism in Eukaryota, Fungi, Ascomycota, Eurotiomycetes, Eurotiales, Aspergillaceae. The record is from RefSeq and is a predicted model, not a curated record.